GGAGGCGUGGGCUGGGGGGCUUGCACACAAACAGUGCACGGAGCGGGGGACGGGCUGCAGAGGUGUAGGGGGUGGCACGCAUGGGGGUGUGUAUAGUGGGAACGAGGCUGAGCACACGGGGGUGCAACGGGAAGGACUUGUGCGCUCAGGGUUGCACACGCUGGUGUGUAAUAGUGGGAAGGAGGCUGAGUGCACGGGGGGGUUGCACACAUGGGGUGUAAUAGGAGGGACUUGUGCGCACAGGGUUGCAUAUGAUGGUGUGUGUAGUGGAAAAGGGGCUGAGCACGCAGGGGGUUGCACACAUGGGGGUGUAGAGUAGGGUUGUAAAAUAGCUAACCAGUUAAAUGAUUACAGUUCCAUGGUUAGCCGUUGGUGGGCUGGCGCAGGGCAGGCAGGGUCCCACCUGACUGCUGUGGCACAAUCAGAGCCCCCGCCUGCCCAGUGGGGCUGGUGGGGAUUCAGCCAGCCGGCCCAACACAGGGUGGCUAUCUGGUAGGCCUAAUGCUUACCAGUGUUCCCCCUCUCCUGCGUGGUGCAGAAUUAUGCCUGGGGGAAGAUUGGGCUGGAGAGCGAAGUGGCCAAGCUGCUGACCAGCAAUGAUCCACUGGCCCAGAUAGAUCCAGACAAGCCAUACGCUGAGCUCUGGAUGGGAACCCACCCCAGAGGAGACGCUGUUAUUCUGGAUAAUCGAAUCCCCCAGCGGACCUUGGGACAGUGGAUAGCAGAUAAUCCGGGCUGCCUGGGAUCCAAGGUCAAGGAGACCUUCCAGGGCCAGCUGCCGUUCCUGUUCAAAGUGCUGUCGGUGAACACGGCCCUGUCCAUCCAGGCCCAUCCCAACAAGGAGCUGGCCGGGAAGCUUCACGCCCAGUUUCCCGAGCACUAUCCGGAUGCCAAUCACAAGCCAGAGAUGGCCAUUGCGCUGACCCCUUUCCAGGGCAUGUGUGGCUUCCGGCCCGUGGAGGAAAUCGUGGCUUUUCUGCAGAAGGUCCCCGAGUUCCGGGCGCUGAUCGGCAACGUGGCAGCGGAGCAGCUGGAGCGCAGCGUGUGCGACGACCCCCGGGGCGUCUCUGCCGCCCUGCGCGUCUGCUUCACCCGGAUGAUGAAGAGCGAGAAGAAGGUCUUUGUGGACCAGCUGAACAUGCUGGUGAAGAGGAUUUCCCAGGAAGCUGCUGAAGGGAAGGACGCCUCGGAGAGCAGCGGGAAGCUCUUGCUGCAGCUGCACUCGCAGUUCCCGGGAGACAUCGGCUGCUUUGCCAUUUACUUCCUGAACUUGGUGAUGCUGCAGCCAGGAGAGGCCAUGUUCCUGGGGGCCAACGAGCCUCAUGCCUACCUGUAUGGAGACUGCAUCGAGUGCAUGGCCUGUUCCGACAACACCGUGCGGGCCGGCCUGACGCCCAAGUUCAUCGACGUGCUCACUCUGUGUGAGAUGCUGAACUACACGCCCGCGCCCAGCAGCGCCAAGGUCUUUGCCCCCACCCAGAGCCGCCUGGAUCCGUGUCUCUACCUCUACGACCCGCCCAUCCCCGACUUCACUGUCAUGAAAAUAGAGAUCCCCUCCUCUAUUAAGCUGUACCUCAUCUCCGCUGUUGACUCUGCCAGUAUCCUGCUGGUGAUCCAAGGCACGGCCGUGGCCACCUCCACUGCUGCGGUGUCUGAAAUGACCCUGCGCCGGGGCUCGGUGCUUUUCAUCUCUGCCAACGAGAGCAUCUCCCUGCACCUGUCCUCUCCGGAUGGAAUGCUGCUUUUCCGAGCCUGCUGCCUCCUCUAGUCUGGGAUGCGUGGCACCUUCCCUGCUGCGACUCCACUUAGAGUAGAUAGAAACUGGCCUGUGCAAACUAGACUUGCCCAGGGUGGGGUAGCUUAAACCUUGCCCCCAAACCAUGGUCAUCACCCACAGCAGCAGGGUCCCAAUGUGUAGAAGCAGCAUCUCCCAGCAUGCCUCUUUCAGCUCCUGGCCUUAUGUGAAGUGCUGGGAGGAAGAGGCCAUUUCCUCUCUUCACACCCCCCCCC
Messenger RNA from Pelodiscus sinensis (Chinese soft-shelled turtle), 2010 nucleotides. NCBI's taxonomy places the organism in Eukaryota, Metazoa, Chordata, Testudines, Trionychidae. The record is from RefSeq and is a predicted model, not a curated record.